Arachis duranensis is the source of this 1489-nucleotide messenger RNA. RefSeq lists its product as uncharacterized. The transcript has 4 exons. The record is from RefSeq and is a predicted model, not a curated record. Bases 164 to 1159 code for a protein of 331 amino acids. NCBI's taxonomy places the organism in Eukaryota, Viridiplantae, Streptophyta, Magnoliopsida, Fabales, Fabaceae.
CUGAUAACAGAGUUCUCCAACUCAGAAAGGCAACAACUUUUUUGUCAUCCUCUACGCUACACUCGAUUUUUUUUUUCUCUCUGCUGAAGAACACCACGGUUUCUCGCUUUACUAUGCAUGAAUCGAAAUGAUUUCGUGAUUUUCCGAGUUUGAAUUAAUAGCGAUGGAAAGCGCGCGAAGCAGCGGCAAGAUGAAGGCUUCGAAGGUGAAGGCUUCAAACGAAAACCUUUCGCCGCUGCAGAAGGAUAUGGACGAUCAGAGAGGACGCUACCUCCAAUCUUUGACGAUGAGCCCAAGGCUCCAAGUCCAACCGUUCGCCGAGAACAUCGAUGUCGGCUCGCCGCUUGCGCGAUACUUAUUCGCCGGAUCUCCCUCCGGCAAGUCCGUGACUCGAGGCGAUGCCUUCACUUCUCCGACGUACGGCUCCGGCAAGUACAAGUCCUCAAAAAGUUCGGGGAGUAGCAGUUACGGUCCACGCAGUAGGUUGUCGCUCUCGCCGCUUUCUUCAGUGGAGAACCUGGAGAUCGCUCCGAUGUAUAGAACGCCUGUGAAGGUGGACGAGGAAGUUCUUGUGAUGGAUGAUAUCCUCGUUAGGUCAACGUCGGGAGGUAAAAGCGGAAGAUCUUCAUCUUCCUCUGGGCGCGGUUCUUCUUCCUCAUCGUCAUCUUCACCGUCGCCGUGGGUGAAGAACGCAUUCAAAACGGAGGGUUACCAAGCAUGGGAUGAAUCAGGAAACUGCCGCAGUAACGCCAAAAGCCAGUCUGGAUAUGAAAAAGAAGAGGUUCAUCAAACUCGUCUCUCCAUGAAGGCCAAACUCGAGGCACAGGCUGGCAAGUCUUCUUUGAGUGCAGGAUCAGACGCAUAUGGCUCAAAUAGCCGGACUGUUCAACAUCACAAUGCAGCAGCUGAAUGUUUAGGCACAACAUCCCAACCAGCUUCACCAGUCAAACCUGAGCCUCCCCGAACCCUUGCCCAUGCCUACCCGAACACUUUGAGUGACUGGUCACCUCUGGAUGAUGGCAUGAUUGUUUUCCUUGGUUCUGAUAUAGCUGCAUCAAAGGAAGAAGUUGAUUCAUAUAUUUCUAGUGUUCUCUAUGGCCAUGCUGCUAAACGGAGACUGCCGGUGUUUGUGGAACUUUGCAAAAAGGGAAUUAAUUGAUAAAACGCCUCCUCUCCGAUUAAAGAUACUUCUGCACCGCCUCCUUAGAUACACAACUUUACUACCAUACUUUUCUACUUCUUUUGACAAUUUUCCCCCUUUUUCCCAGUUCUAAACCAAUACAAUUUUUGGUCGGCUGCAUUGAUUUGUUAAACUGUGGUGACUGUUAAUGAUCCCCUGAUAGGAUUGAUCGCAUGGUCUGGUUUAAUUGAGUGAGUACUUCUUCCCUUGUUUCCUUGACAGAAUUAAUAAUUCUCCCAUCUUAUUGUAAGUAGACCAAAAUUAAGGGAAGUUUCAAUUGCGACUCCUAGUAUAGCAUUAUAUGAUUCU